Messenger RNA from Arachis ipaensis, 1188 nucleotides. RefSeq lists its product as uncharacterized. Lineage: Eukaryota; Viridiplantae; Streptophyta; Magnoliopsida; Fabales; Fabaceae. The record is from RefSeq and is a predicted model, not a curated record.
AUGUCGCGUUCUAGACAUGUGAAGGACAUUGAUAAGAACACAAGGUACUUCCACAACUUAGCUUCUGCGAGAAGGAGAAACAACAGAAUUGAUGUGCUACUCAUUAAUGGUAGGUUGAUAAGGAACCAAGCGAGGAUUAAGAUUGAGAUUAGAGACUUCUACAAGAAGUUGUAUCAUCAGGAAAAGUCUCCUUUGGUGGGGUUUAGGGACGGUUUGGUGGAAAUGAUUGGUGGCAUUGGAGGUGCAACCGACUCCAGAGGAGCGGUGGUGUUGGAUUUCUUCCUGUCUUCUAAGCUACCGGCGGAUGCGAAUCUCACUUGGGUGGCGUUGGUCCCUAAGUUUAAGGGGACAAAGGAAAUCAAAUAUUUGAGACCGAUCAGUAUAGUAGGCUGUGUCUAUAAAGUCAUUUCGAAAAUGCUGAUUAAAAUGAGGAAGAAGGAAGCGGUGAUAAUGAAAUUGAAUUUCCAGAAAGCAUAUGAUAGAGUCAAGUGGAGUUUUGUAGACCUUGUAUUGCAAAAGAUGGGCUUUGGACGGAGAUGGAGGAAUUUGGUUAUGGAGUGUGUAAGUACAAGUUCAAUGUCAGUGCUGAUAAACGGAUCGUCAUCUAAGCCUUUUAAGAUGGAAAGGGGUUUGCGACAGGGUGAUCCUCGAUCUCCAUUUCUAUUUGUACUUGUCGUUGACGUGCUACAUAGGAUGCUUGGGGAAGCAGUGAGAAAUGGGCAUAUCUCGCUGCUACUGUGGGUGCAGCGUAUGUCUAGAGUGCUGGGUUGUAAGAUUGCCUCUUUGCCGGUGAAAUACUUGGGGAUCCCGCUAGGAGCAAACCCGAGCCUCCCUGUUUAUUAUUUGAACUUGUAUAAAAUGCCAAAGGCUAUGGCAAAGAAACUGAUUUUCCUACAGAGAAGGUUUCUUUGGAGCAAGGAGGAUGGAAGAAAUGGUGUUACUUUCUCAGGGGGACCAUGGAGGGAUAUCUGCCAAAUACAGUUCAAAGAUCAACAAGUAAGACAGAAGAUGAUUAAUGGGUUGGCUAUGGAGAUUGGUGAUGGGAGAGGAACUCGGUUCUGGGAGGAUGUAUGGUUGCGUAGUGGGUCCCUGAAAGACUUAUUUUCGAGGCUGUUCUCAGUUUCAAACCAAACAGGAUCUGUUAUAAGGGAUUGUGGGUUCUGGGACGGAGAGGAUAGAGUUGUGUGA